AUGGCUACCAAAAGGUGGUUGAACAGUCUGAAUGUGGAUGUGGAAACAGCACAGCAGCAGAAGAGGAACCAUUUGGAUGUUGCCAAUGAAGUGCUGCCUGAUCAUCAAAACCUAACUGAUGAAAAUGACAUGGAUGUAGUAGAUGGCUCUGCCUGCACCAAGGAAACCUGUGAAGAAACCUUGCACAAGGCUGGGUUUGACAGUGUGAUGCAAUCCCAGCUGACAAGCAUUCAAGCAUAUGCAGACCCCACCCAUGGUGUUUAUUACAUCACGGAAUUGCCUCACUCCCUCAACUUUGGCUAUGACCAAUUGAUAGAUUACAGCAAUUUCCUUGUACACUCUGACAAUGUGCCAAUUUUUGUCUGGGUGCUGGGCUGCAUUGCAGCACAGAAGUUUGUGAAUGAUGAUGGGGCAGAAAUGAAUCCUUUUGGUAGCAUCAUCAUGAACAAGUUCCAGAAGCAAUAUAAUUUGGACAAACCUACCCACAGGCAAGGGAAUUCACUUCCAUAUAUGAUGCCCAUAAUGGCAUGA
Messenger RNA from Dacryopinax primogenitus, 531 nucleotides. RefSeq lists its product as uncharacterized. The coding region runs from base 1 to 531 and encodes 176 amino acids. The record is from RefSeq and is a predicted model, not a curated record. Lineage: Eukaryota; Fungi; Basidiomycota; Dacrymycetes; Dacrymycetales; Dacrymycetaceae. The transcript has 4 exons.